Molecule: messenger RNA, 1238 nt
Organism: Ochotona curzoniae (black-lipped pika)
Lineage: Eukaryota; Metazoa; Chordata; Mammalia; Lagomorpha; Ochotonidae
Gene: LAPTM5
Product: lysosomal protein transmembrane 5
Exons: 8
Coding region: 67-852 (261 amino acids)
Cellular component (GO): lysosomal membrane
Source: RefSeq, a predicted model, not a curated record
UUUCUGCUCUGUUCCAGGCACCGGGUUCCUUCUCCUCAGAGCCUCAGAGGAGGGGACUGCAGCACCAUGGUCCUCCAAAUGGCCGCCGUCCGCCAGACCUGCUGCUGCUUCAAUGUCCGCAUUGCCACCAUGGCCCUGGCCAUCUACCAUGUGAUCAUGAGUGUCCUGCUGUUUGUCGAGCACUCGGUGGAGGUGGCUCAAGGCAAAACCUCCUGCAAGACCUCCAAGUCAGGCUACCUCAGGAUUGCCGACUUGAUCUCCAGCUUCUUGCUCAUCUUCAUGCUCUUUGCCAUCAGCCUGAGCCUCCUGAUUGGUGUGAUUAAGAACCGGGAGAAGUACCUGCUGCCAUUCCUGUCCCUGCAAAUCAUGGACUUCCUGCUGUGCCUGCUUACACUACUGGGCUCCUACAUCGAGUUGCCCGCCUAUCUCAAGUUCGCCUCCCGGAGCCGAGCGGGCCCCUCCAAGGUGCCACUGAUGACUCUGCAGCUGCUGGACUUCUGUCUGAGUAUCCUGACCCUCUGCAGCUCCUACAUGGAAGUGCCCACUUAUCUCAACUUCAAGUCCAUGAACCACAUGAACUACCUCCCCAGCCAGGAGGGGAUGGUACACAGCCAGUUCAUCAAGAUGAUGAUCAUCUUCUCUGUGGCCUUCUUCACCGUGCUCAUCCUGAAGGUCUACAUGUUCAAAUGCGUGUGGAGAUGCUACCAAUUCAUCAAGUGCAUGAACUCGGCCAACAGGAGUGACUCCAAGGUGCUGCCGAAGGUGGCCCUGCCGACCUACGAGGAGGCCCUGGCUUUGCCCCCGAAAGCCCCAGAGUGGGGCCCCGCACCACCCCCGUACUCAGAGGUGUGACCUCACCAGGACUGGUUCUGGUGCCGGCAGGGGGCGGAGCUGCCGCCUCAUCGCUUCUUUGCUUCGAUGGCCCCCCGCGGCCUCGGUGGGCCACCUGACUUCAGGACAAUCUUCUUGCGUCCCCCUUGGCUGGCCUGUCCCUCCCAUGGGGCUGGUGAGCUGCUCGAGACCGGGUCGACCCUCUAGACUGAAGGACUCCAUGGGUCUCUUGAGAACUCAGUCCGACAACCCUUGGCUAACUUCCGUUGGCUUCUGGCUCUGGUUCAGGCCGUUGCUGUUCUCAGCCGGGUGUGUUGGGUGGAACAGCUACCAGCCGACUCAGUUUAAGCAAGCAACUAACAAACCCAAACCACACCUGUCAUUCAGUAAACUCAUUUGCUCAACUA